AUGAAUAUUUGUUUUCGAAUAACGAUUCGAACUUUCGCUAAGAUAGCUUCGUUCAAACCUCGUCCUAUUGUUUUCUCAGGGCCAAGCGGAUCUGGCAAGACUACAUUAAUUAAUAAAUUAUUUAAAGAAUAUCCAUCAAUAUUUGCUUUCAGUAUUUCUCACACUACACGAGCACCACGAGCAGGCGAACAAGAUGGUCGAGAAUAUCAUUUUGCACCACGAAAUCAAAUAGAAAAAAUGAUUGCUAAUGGUGAAUUUCUUGAAACAACAGAAUUUUCUUCAAAUCUCUAUGGAACAAGUAAAAAAGCUGUCGAAGAUGUCGCUAAAACAGGUUGUAUAUGCGUACUUGAUGUUGAUAAAGAAGGUGUUAAAAGUAUUCGAAAAACAGAUCUUAAUGCAUUAUUUAUUCAUAUAAGUCCACCAAGUUAUGAAAUUCUUGAAAAACGUUUACGUGAACGUCAAACUGAUAAUGAAAAUGCUAUUAAAUAUCGUUUAAAAGAAGCGAAAGAAUCAAUGAAAUUUGGUAAAGAACCAGGUGUAUAUGAUCAUAUUGUAAUAAAUGAUAAACUUGAUGUUGCUUAUAGCGACUUAAAAAAAAUUCUUCGCCAAGAUAUUGAAGGAGCUUUACAACAGCAAAAACUAAACAAUAAGAGUCCAAAAUAA
Messenger RNA from Rotaria sordida, 663 nucleotides. The record is from the annotation of a GenBank genome assembly. Lineage: Eukaryota; Metazoa; Rotifera; Eurotatoria; Philodinida; Philodinidae.